Molecule: messenger RNA, 2223 nt
Organism: Dendrobium catenatum
Lineage: Eukaryota; Viridiplantae; Streptophyta; Magnoliopsida; Asparagales; Orchidaceae
Product: transmembrane 9 superfamily member 12
Exons: 1
Coding region: 40-2004 (654 amino acids)
Biological process (GO): protein localization to membrane
Cellular component (GO): membrane
Source: RefSeq, a predicted model, not a curated record
UGGAACUAGCCGUGCUCUUUUCAAUUGGUCGCUACAUUGAUGAGGAUGAAAUCCUUUUCUUUGAUUUUCUUCUUCCUGCAACUUCUUGCUUGGCCUUGCAAUGGAUUCUAUCUUCCGGGAAACUACAUGCACACUUAUUCCGAAGGUGAAUCCAUAUGGGUGAAAGUGAAUUCCCUCACCUCAAUUGAGACCGAGCUUCCUUUCAGCUACUACUCUCUUCCCUACUGUCAACCCCAGGGUGGGAUCAAGAAAAGUGCUGAAAAUUUAGGAGAGCUCUUGAUGGGUGACCAGAUUGACAACUCUCCCUAUAAGUUCAAUGUUAAUGUCAGUGAAUCAAUUUACCUCUGUACUACCAAAGCUUUGAGUGAGCAUGAGGUAAAGCUCCUGAAACAGAGAACCCGUGAUCUGUAUCAGGUGAAUAUGAUUCUUGAUAAUCUUCCUGUCAUGAGAUUAACUCAGCAGAACGGCGUCACAAUCCAGUGGACUGGUUUCCCUGUUGGCUACUCACUAACUGGUAGCAAUGAUGACUGUAUCAUUAAUCACCUGAAAUUCAAAGUUAUGGUUCAUGAGUAUGAAGGUAAACGUGUGGAGAUUAUCGGCACUGGGGAAGAAGGGAUGGGAGUUAUCUCAGAGACUGAUAAGAAUAAAAUGUCUGGUUAUGAAAUUGUGGGAUUUGAGGUAAUCCCAUGCAGUGUUAAAAGGGAUCCUGCAAUCAUGUCAAAGCUAAACAUGUAUGAUAAGAUUGAUCCAACAAUCUGUCCUUCAGAGCUCGAUAACUGUCAGGUUAUUCGUGAGCAAGAGAGAAUAACGUUUACCUACGACGUUGAAUUUGUGAAAAGUAAUAUAAGGUGGCCCUCGCGAUGGGAUGCUUAUCUGAAGAUGGAGGGUGCUAGGGUUCACUGGUUCUCCAUCAUGAACUCACUCAUGGUCAUCUUCUUUUUGGCUGGUAUAGUCUUUGUUAUAUUCUUGAGGACAGUGAGAAGAGACUUGACCCGAUAUGAAGAAUUGGAUAAGGAAUCCCAGGCUCAGAUGAAUGAAGAACUCUCAGGCUGGAAGCUUGUGGUUGGUGAUGUCUUUAGAGAGCCAAGCUGCUCAAAGCUUCUCUGCAUUAUGGUUGGAGAUGGUGUUCAGAUUGCCGGGAUGGCUGUCGUAACAAUAGUUUUCGCCGCUCUUGGGUUCAUGUCACCUGCCUCGCGAGGAAUGCUCUUAACUGGAAUGAUUGUUCUCUAUCUCUUCCUCGGCAUUGCUGCAGGCUAUGUCGGCGUACGACUAUGGAGAACUAUCAAAGGCGGAUCGGAAGGAUGGAGGUCCUUAACCUGGUUAAUUGCCUGUUUCUUUUCUGGAAUUGUAUUUCUCAUCUUAACAAUCAUAAAUUUCUUUCUCUGGGGUAGCAAUAGCACAGGAGCCAUCCCUAUUUCAUUGUUCUUCACUCUCCUAGCAAUGUGGUUCUGCAUUUCAGUGCCGCUUACUCUCCUUGGCGGAUUUCUCGGCACUAAAGCUGAACACAUACAAUAUCCGGUUCGAACAAACCAGAUUCCAAGAGAAAUCCCGGCUCGUAAAUACCCGUCAUGGCUUCUCGUCCUCGGGGCCGGAACCCUCCCCUUUGGCACCCUAUUCAUAGAACUCUUCUUCAUCCUCUCCAGCAUCUGGCUUGGGAGGUUCUAUUAUGUCUUUGGGUUUCUCCUGGUUGUCUUCCUUCUGCUUGUCAUUGUCUGUGCUGAAGUUUCUGUGGUACUGACAUAUAUGCACCUUUGUGUUGAGGACUGGAGGUGGUGGUGGAAGGCUUUCUAUGCUUCUGGUUCAGUGGCCCUAUAUGUCUUCCUCUACUCCAUCAAUUACUUGAUAUUUGACUUAAGCAGCUUGAGUGGACCUAUUUCAGCCAUCCUAUAUGUUGGCUAUUCUCUUAUCAUGGCUUUUGCAGUAAUGCUAGUAACAGGCACUAUUGGCUUCCUGAUAUCCUUCUACUUCGUUCACUAUCUCUUCUCUUCAGUCAAGAUUGACUAGUGAAGAUUAUCCUUCCAACUGAAGAGGAGGCUAUUGCUGUUCAAGAUUCUCUGCCAAAUUUAGCUCCAGCUUUAGAGAGAGAGAGAGAGAGUAGCUGAAGAGGUAAUGAUCAAAAGUUCAACUUAUAGUAUUUUUUUUUUUUUUGCUUGGAUAUGGCAUGAAGAUUUAUUAUAGGGCUUUUUUGGGGGUAAUUUCUUGUAUUUGAAGACUUAUUAUUUC